Dicentrarchus labrax (European seabass) is the source of this 3709-nucleotide messenger RNA. RefSeq names its product transient receptor potential cation channel, subfamily C, member 4b (gene trpc4b). NCBI's taxonomy places the organism in Eukaryota, Metazoa, Chordata, Actinopteri, Moronidae. Gene Ontology annotation, cellular component: membrane; cation channel complex. The transcript is spliced from 11 exons. Bases 281 to 2983 code for a protein of 900 amino acids. Gene Ontology annotation, molecular function: protein binding; inositol 1,4,5 trisphosphate binding; store-operated calcium channel activity. Gene Ontology annotation, biological process: regulation of cytosolic calcium ion concentration; calcium ion transmembrane transport; manganese ion transport. The record is from RefSeq and is a predicted model, not a curated record.
UGAGCGCACAGUUUGUGCGAGAGGAUGUGUCACCUGUUGAUCUGACGUGUGGCUUUUACCGAGAAAUGUGCAAGUCCUUAUUGCCCCUACAGAGGAGAGAGCGAAAGGGGUGGGCACAGGAUUGCAUGACAUGACAUUACAGUGUCUCCAGUGGAGACUUUAGUGAUAAGAUGAGGAUCCGACCAGUUUCCUCUCUGACAGCCGCAGCCUCUGGUUCUCCGUCGAGUGGUUCAUGAGUAAAUCACAAGUGGAAAGUUGAGACUGUGAUGCUGUAGCAGCAAUGUCACAGCUGUAUUACAGGAAAACCGACAACUCCUCAUACAGGGACCGCAUCCCCCUGAGGAUCGUGCGGGCUGAAUCUGAGCUCUCUGCCUUGGAGAGGGCCUACCUGGGGGCUGUUGAAAAGGGGGACUAUGCUAGUGUGAAACAAGCCCUGGAGGAGGCUGAGAUCUACUUCAGGAUCAACAUCAACUGCAUCGACCCCCUGGGACGCACAGCCCUGCUCAUUGCCAUUGAAAAUGAGAACCUGGAGAUCAUUGAGCUGCUGCUCAGCUAUAAUGUAUAUGUGGGUGAUGCCCUGCUACAUGCCAUUCGUAAAGAAGUGGUGGGGGCUGUGGAGCUGCUGCUCAACCACAAGAAGCCACGUGGGGAGAAACAGGUUCCACCAAUUCUGCUGGACAAACAGUUUUCAGACUUCACCCCAGACAUCACUCCAAUCAUCCUUGCAGCCCACACCAACAACUAUGAGAUAAUCAAACUUCUUGUGCAGCGAGGUGUCUCCAUACCUCAGCCACAUGCUGUGCGCUGCAACUGCGUGGAGUGUGUGUCCAGUUCAGACGUGGACGGCCUUCGUCAUUCGCGCUCUCGUCUUAACAUCUACAAGGCCCUUGCCAGCCCAUCACUCAUUGCCCUCUCCAGCGAGGAUCCUUUCCUCACAGCUUUUCAACUCAGCUGGGAGCUGAAGGAGCUCAGCACGGUGGAGAACGAGUUCAAGUCAGAGUACGAGGAGCUGUCCCGUAUGUGUCAACAAUUUGCAAAGAACCUCUUGGACCAGACCAGAAGCUCCAAAGAGUUGGAAAUAAUCCUCAACUACCGUGACGACAUCAACCCUUUGCUGGAUGAGAAUGGUAAUGAUCUGGCCCGACUGAAGCUGGCUAUCAAAUACUGCCAGAAAGAGUUUGUUGCUCAGCCCAACUGUCAGCAGCUGCUGGCGUCUCGGUGGUACGAUGAGUUCCCAGGCUGGAGGAGGCGUCACUGGGCAGGAAAGCUUGUCACGUGUAUCUUCAUUGGCUUCCUCUUCCCACUCUUAUCCUUCUUCUACCUGAUCUCUCCAAAGAGCCGCUAUGGCUUAUUCAUCCGUAAGCCCUUCAUCAAGUUCAUCUGUCACACUGCUUCCUACCUGACCUUCCUUUUCCUGCUCCUCUUGGCCUCACAGCACACAGACCCUGUAGACCCGCACAUUCAGGGCCCACCACCUACCUCUGUGGAAUGGAUGAUCCUGCCCUGGGUGCUUGGCUUCAUAUGGACUGAGAUCAAACAGAUGUGGGACAGUGGUUUCCAAGACUAUAUGGAUGACUGGUGGAACUUAAUGGACUUUAUAAUGAACUCCUUGUACCUUGCAACCAUUUCACUGAAGAUUGUUGCCUAUGUAAAGUACAGUGGGAAUAAACCCAGAUGCACCUGGGAAAUGUGGCACCCGACUUUGGUGGCAGAGGCAUUGUUUGCCAUCGCCAACAUCUUCAGCUCCUUGCGCCUCAUCUGUCUUUUCACUGCCAACUCCCAUCUGGGCCCCUUACAGAUCUCACUGGGCCGCAUGCUCCUGGACAUCCUCAAGUUCCUCUUCAUCUACUGUCUAGUGUUGUUAGCCUUUGCCAAUGGCCUCAACCAGCUCUAUUAUUAUUAUGAUGAAAAGAUAGAGGAUAAUAAAUGCAAGGGUAUUCGCUGUAGCCAACAAAACAACGCCUUCUCAACGCUGUUCGAGACGCUGCAGUCCUUAUUUUGGUCUGUAUUUGGCCUGAUUUCCCUCUAUGUGACCAAUGUGGAACCAGAUCAUAGAUUCACUGAGUUUGUGGGCACUACCAUGUUCGGCACGUACAACGUCAUCUCCCUGGUAGUGCUUCUGAACAUGCUAAUUGCAAUGAUGAACAACUCCUACCAGCACAUUGCUGAUCACGCCGAUAUAGAGUGGAAAUUUGCAAGAACAAAAUUAUGGAUGAGCUAUUUUGAAGAAGGGGGAACUUUGCCAUCUCCAUUUAAUAUAAUACCUAGUCCAAAGUCUGUUUAUUAUGUAAUUGGAUGGAUAAAGACACAAUUGUUUAAGAGACAAACCUUAAGACUUGAAACCUUCGAAACUUUGGGGAGACGUGCAGCCGAAAAUGUAAGAAUAAACCAUGAGUAUCAGGAAGUAUUGAGGAACCUUGUGAAGAGGUAUGUGGCUGCAAUGAUCAGAGAUGCAAAGACAGCGGAAGGGUUGACAGAAGAAAAUUUCAAGGAGCUUAAGCAGGAUAUCUCCAGCUUCCGCUAUGAAGUCCUGGGAAUGAUGAAGGGUAAACCUCAAGGGGUGGUUGCAGGUAACGUUGCAAGCUCCACCUUGGCUUACCCUGGAAACUCAUUCAAAUAUUCUCCAAAAUUCCCUACUGAUGAGCCUCAACAGAAGCUGUAUGUAUUUGAUGUAACCACCACCACCUUGCAGAGCGGAGCUGCAAUCACCAGACAGCCUCACAAUGAGCUAUCCAUAGAGGUCACAGAUGCUGGGUCCCUCCAUAGGCGGAGCAGAGCCCCCUCUCAGAACUGUGAUGAAAUACAAUCAUUGUCAGAGGAAGAUACGUUUGGAUCUGCAGGACAAAACAAAGAACAACUUCAGACCGAGAAAGAGAUUGCAGAAGUCUUACAGGAAGUGGAGAAGGACAUUCAGGAGAUUGAACAUUCUUACAAAGAGCAUUCCAAGGAAGUGAAAAAUGGGCCAAAAAAAUAUAAAAAUUAAUCUGCAACUGAGAAAUGUUAAUCAUGUUAGUGAGUUUUCAACAUUUAAGAUUUCAUUUUCAUUCAUUCAUCUACUAGCUGUAAAAUAGUCCAUGGUAAACAGUCCUGUAGUUAAAUAUAUUCUGUUUAAAUAAUCAUGUAUCUUGCAAUGUUUAUAAUGGCAUAAUUAUAUGUUAUCUCAUUAUAUUACAUGCAGUCACCUCCGAUUGAUAGAAGAUACACAACAAUACUGGGUGAGGACUGACCGCAGUAAGUGCUGACUCUAUGCUCAGGGAAUUUUGAAGCAAGUUAGUAAUUCAUGUUUUACCUUGAGCAUUUAAUUCCAAAGAACCCUGAGACCCUGCUGCUUUUCCUCUCCUCUUCCACCUUGAACUGUCUUCUUACUAUAAUUAUGCAAAAGAAUCAUAAAUCUCUUUGUCUAUAGAAAAAGUAUUACUCCUCAUAUGCGGGCGCCUAUGCUUAGUCACACAUUUGUGUCAACAUCUCAUUUAAUCCAACAUUACCAAUCUAACCUGUGUAGAGUGAGAGGGAAAGUUUUACUCCUUAUUCUGCAAAAGAGGCUUGCAAUGAGAUUUGUUGCAGGAUUUAAUCCUCACAUGUGCGCCAUAUACUAUAUCCACCAGGCAUAAAGGCCCUCUUGUGAUUUGUUUGUUGCUGUGCAAUUUUGUAACUUGUAAUGUAAUGAAAUUACUCUGGAAUUAAAUAAAAGAGAAUGCUAAUUCAAAAA